Messenger RNA from Dermatophagoides pteronyssinus (European house dust mite), 2171 nucleotides. RefSeq lists its product as uncharacterized. Gene Ontology annotation, molecular function: RNA binding; pseudouridine synthase activity. The record is from RefSeq and is a predicted model, not a curated record. NCBI's taxonomy places the organism in Eukaryota, Metazoa, Arthropoda, Arachnida, Sarcoptiformes, Pyroglyphidae. Gene Ontology annotation, biological process: pseudouridine synthesis.
UGGAUAAAUUUUGCUGUGACAUGCUUUGAAUUUUUAUUUUUGUUUAGAUAAAUAAAAAAAAUUAUUCUUUUUUAUCAAUUCUCAAUGUUUAAUUUAAAUAAUUCGAUAAUAUUUCAGGAAUUCAUUCGGUCAAGACAGAUCAUUAGCCAACCAAAACAAUUACUUCGAUCUGUCCGAUCAGCAUUGAUUCGUUCGACCAACGUUGAUCAAUCGAAUGAACAUGAUGAUGAAAAUGAAAAAAUACUUGAUGAAGAAUCGGAUUACAAUUAUCUUGGUAUAAAUCUUCCAGAAGAUUAUUCCACAUUACAUGGUGAUUAUGUUCGUAAUGAUCAUUCAAAAUAUCGUGAACAAAUUAUAAAAAAAUAUAAACCAUUAUUACAACCUAAACAAAAACAUGUGAUAGAUGUAAGAAAAAAAUUUGGCCUUUUAAAUGUUCGUUUUGAUUCGGAAAACAAUCCACAAUUUCACGGUGAAUUUGAAAAAACUAAUGAUUUAAUAUUCAAAACUAUGGACGAUGUUAUCAAACAUAUUGGUUCGAAUAAUGUUGAAUUUAAACCAGAACCAAUAAAAAAUCCUAGUCAAAAUAUGAAAAUAGAUUUUGUUUCAGUUGAAAAGGAUGACAGAACGAUACGAAAAUCAACAAAAAAUGAUGAUCGAAUUCAAUUCCGUUUUGCAAAACAAUUAUCAUCUGAAUUAAGAAAAGAUUCCGAAGAAAUUUAUCAAAACAAUGAACAACAAGAUGAUUGGAUUACAUAUGAACGAACAAAACGUGAAUUAUCGAAUACAAAAAAAGAAAAACCAGAACCAUCCGAUUCGGAAAAAAUUAUGGCUGUAAAAUUCGAACCGACCAACAAAGAAGAAGGUAUCAUCAUGAAACCGAACAUAAUUUCUGGUUAUGAAUAUCUAAAACAAAUUCGUACCGGUAAACGAGAACCAAAAUUGGUAAAAGAAUUUGAUGAAAUGUAUCGAUUAAUUCCAAAAGAAAAACUUGAUACAAAAGGCUAUCGAAUAUUAAGCAAUCAGGUACCAGAUUUUUCACGAUUAACUAAUGAUGAAAUAUUGAAAAUGUUAUUGGCACAAAUUUUAUUCAACGAUGAAGAUAUUGUUGCAUUAAAUAAACCAUAUGGUAUUGCUAUACAUGGUGCAUUUGGUUCAACUAAUAAAACUUUAAGUCGAAUGAAUUCUAAAUAUCAUCAAAGUGUAAAUCUUAAUUAUUUUCUACCUAAACUAGCUGAACGUUUUGAAUGUACAAAAUUAUAUACUGUACAUCGUUUAGAUCGUGAUACAACCGGUGUUUUAUUGUUAGCUAAAACACAGGAAAAAGCUAAUCAAUUGAAUCGAUUAUUUAAGGAACAGAAAAUUGUGAAAAAAUAUCUUUGUAUAACAAAAAAUAAACCCGAUAAACCGGAAGGAAUUAUCGAUAUUCCUAUUGAAUUAGGUUAUAUUAAAUUAUCAACACCAAGUGGUGGUAAAAAACGUGAACGAAUGAUAUUAUGUCCAGAACCAGUACAAGAUAUCCGUUUACAACGUAAUUGGCGUACAGCACGUAAAGCUAUUACACAUUAUAAAAUUAAAUCUGAUAAUGGAAAUGCAGCAUUAAUCGAGGUUACACCAGAAACUGGUGUUAGACAUCAAAUUCGUGUACAUCUUGGUUUUGGUUUACGUUGUCCUAUACUUGGUGAUCAUAAAUAUUCAAAUCUAGAUAGUUUAUCACCACAACGUUUACCAUCCGAUAUAUUAAUGGCAUUAAAAAUUCGACAAUCAAAAUCACGUACAAUACCUAUGCAUUUACAUGCAUCAUUUAUAAUGAUACCUGAAUUAGGUAAAAAUGGUCAAAAUAUUUUUAUACGUUCACCAUUACCAUAUCAUUUUAGACAAAAUAUGCGUUCAUUAAAAUUACGAUUAGAUUAAGUAGAAUUCCUUUUUUUUUUGUCCUUUAAAUAUUUGAAAUAAAAUAACUCUUUUGUUCCGAAUCAAGAUAAAAAUCUAAAAAAUCUAAAUUUCAUUAACCUUGUCCUGGGCAAAACUACAAAUCUUCUAAAAGAAAAGAAGAAAAGAUUAUCCAAUUACGGCUACGUUCAACAACAGAAAAAAAAUUUUCUUUUGUCAUUUUUUUUUUCAUCAACAACACUGUCUAAAUAAAGAAUUUUUUCUUUUUCACAUUGGGUGUG